Molecule: messenger RNA, 8913 nt
Organism: Lymnaea stagnalis (great pond snail)
Lineage: Eukaryota; Metazoa; Mollusca; Gastropoda; Lymnaeidae
Source: the annotation of a GenBank genome assembly
CGGCUGAGCAGUAGAUCAUUGUUAACCCGCCCCAGCAGUGGAUCCACAGUAGACCAUCGUAAACUACCCAGCGGUGGAGCUACAGUAGAUCAUUGUAAAACUAGCCAGCAGUAAAUGAAUUCGUUAGCCAUGGUGCGACUCGACAUUAUCUUUGGAGUCUUGUGUCUGGGAACUCUUCAAGUCCAACUGGGUGAGUUGAGCUGUUUUAAAUCGUAAACCAUUUCGUUGCUUUUUGGGUCUAAUUUUCAAACGCUACCGAGUUAUUUUGGAAACCAUCAAUGUAAUAUACGUCAAUUACCUGGCAUACAGUUGUAUUAUAACAUGAUCCUUAAUAACUUUUCAAAAUCACAAGGAAUUCCGUGUUGCAAUUCUCAUUUCACUCUCAGAUCAAAUAAUAUAUUAUUGCGUUGUUUUUUUUUUAUGCUAGGAUUUUUGUUUUGUAACUCAAUAGAACUAGAAGACUACAGACAAAUGAAAUGUGUUUGUUUAGUUCCGUUUGGAGUCGGGAACGGACCAUUAAUUCAAACAUGAGAACCCGUUAUUGGAAAAAAUAAAUAAUUUUUAAAAAUAUUAUAAUUUAUACAUACUUUGCUUUUGAGCGUUUAGGGCAAAAACUUUCGGGUGGCUAAUUGACCCACUUUCCGUCAACCUAUCGAGCUAAAACUUGGCACAAAGACCCGCUGUUGAUGACAACGCAUUAUUUCAAAGUUUCAGCCCCAACCCCCCAAGAAUGAUUUUUUUUUGUUUUUGUUUUUCAAGGGGAAUAUGAAGGAAAUUUGAUGCCACUAGUCUCAUGAAAUAAAUUUCCCGAUAGCUGAAAUAGUUGGCGGAAUAAAUCUGCGGUGUAAAAAAAACCGGGCGGGACAUUAGACUAUUAAUAUAACAUAAAAUGAUAACAAGUGCAUCUAAAGGUUUUUUUUUAGUAGGAGUUGUAUAAUUUAUCAUUUGGGCCAAGGGAUGCAUUUUGAGAGGAGGAAAUAAACAAUCAGGUAUGUUUGAACUCUAAAUGACCUUUAACUCGGACCCAGUGACCCCAAAAAUGUGUUCUGAAAUGACACACGGACACGGGUUGGCUAUGGACACGUUUCUCGUUUUCCUCAUUUCAUAUGACUGAAUUACAAGACAAAAACCCAUCUUUUUCGCCAAGGUUCAACGGCCACAGUGACAGACCCAAAGCAGAAUCACAUUCAGCCGGACACCCCUAUUACUGUUGAUAUCGAGGCGCCCAUUUCCUUGGAGGUAACUGAUGUAGAUCAUGAUACUUUCCGAGCAAAGAUGUAUGUCAUUUGUAUUUAAUUUUUGACCUAGCAUGAAAAAUGUUCAAAUUCUACUCUGAAAGAAAUGUAUAUAUAAUGAUAUGUCAAUAAUGGUAGAAACUGCUUUUGUUUUUUUUUUGUUUUUUCACCAUUUGUGAGAGAAACUUUGAUGGUCCAAGAGCUCUCUUCGACUGGACAACCGUCUAAGAUUAAAUAUAGGUGUGUUCAUCUCAUCUACUCAUCUCAGAUUUUUAAAGGUCACCAGUAUAAAAAUUUUAAAACAUUUUUUUUAAAAAGAUGUACAAUUUGCUUACAGCUAUACAGAGUCCGAGGUCAUGUUUCUAUUCAUAUAAUUAACCUUCUCUUAUAAAUAAUAUUCUCACUUCUCCCAAGAACAUGAGCUAUACAAAUUCUUAACAUGCCUUAUUAUAAUUACACCCCAAAAAUUAUUCUAAUUACUUGAGUUUAUACACUUUAAAAUCAAAAGAUAGUUUAUAAUAAUGUAGUUUUCUGUUUACUUCAUAGUAGGCAAGAACCCUUGCUCUGAUUUCGCAAUGAGUUGUCAGGCUUCGCAGUUCUCUCAGGAUUGGUGUAAGGGUUUCUUUCAGCUAUAUCUCGGGGGGGGGGGGGCACUACCCCCGCGGAAAGCCAAGUGCCCCCGGAGCAAAAAUAUGUCCAACAAUAAAUCAACUGGCACUGCUGGCACUACCCCCACCCCCCGAAAAAUCUUAAGUGCCCCCCGGGGGCAGAUUUCUGAAAUAAUCACUGAUUGGUGUUGGCGUUGCAACAGAAAAUUGAUAUAAUUUCUUCAAGACGAUGACGAAACGCAUUAAUAUGUUAAAUGUAAUUUAUUGCCUGACUCCAGCCACUCCGAGAGUCUAAUAUGUUAAACGUAUUUUAUCGUCUACUACCAGCCACUCACUCCCAGAGUCUAAUAUGUUAAAUGUAUUUUAUCACCUACUCCCAGCCCCUCAAAGAGUCUAAUAUGUUAAAUGUAUUUUAUCAUUUACUCCCUGCCCCUCCCAGAGUCUAACAUGUCAAAUGUAUUGUUACACCUGCUUGCAGCCACUACCAGAGUAUUACGCCUCCACCUCCGAGAAAAAGCUCAUCAGCAAAUACUGGGAAGAGCUGGAGACCAGACGGAUGGCCAUGUUGAGGGAAUGUGAGUCUAAACUGUGGAGCAAAACGCAACAAACCGCUGCAGGGAGCCCGGGCGCCAUCUUGUAUUUGCCGUCUGAGGCGUCGAAGGUAGACAAACACUAAGACUUGAUCCCAACACUUGUAUUUCAUUCUUUUGUUGUUUGAUGGUGUGUAGGCUGGGCGCCAUAUUGUAUUUAUCGUCUUGCGCGUCGAAGGUAGACAGACACAUUAUCGCCACACACGUAUUUCAUUCUCCUGUACCUUGAUGAUGUGUCGUUUGUGUUCUUUGUCAGUACAAUGACGAAUCCAGACGAAUGUGUGCCCGCCCCGACGAUGAUGUAUAUGGAAACAGUCCUAUCAGAGGCGUAGCUACGGGCAGUGGCGCGCUCGGGGUGGGCCGAAAAUUUUCCCCCACGAAAACAAAUUCCGCAGUUGUCCGAAAAAUGCCGCCCCCUCAUAUGAAGAAAAAAAGUGUCACCCCCCCCCCUCCGCGCCUCUUUAAUACGCUACUGAGUCCUAUACACCCUUUAUUUCUUACCAGCCUCUCUAGAAGAAAUCGGCACCACGUCUUUGUAUUGUCUUUGGGUGGAGUAAAUAUGUUUGUCUUGUUGUCAUUUAUAUUUUGUUAUUUUGUUAUUUAUUUAUUCUUGACGUCAACAACUUGUCGUUUCAGUCUAUUUGAGCAGAAUAAAAUUUUCUCCUGUUGAGACCAGCACAUUUAUUCUGAAUAUAGCUUUCUUCACCAAUCAUCUAGGGGCAGGAAAGGAAUUUUAGUCUGCUUGCUGUUACCAGAAAAUGCCGCCCACUAGAUAUACAUUAUAAAGAAAAAUUUGCCACCUCCCCACCUCUCCUACGCCACUGCAAACAUCAUUAAUAUAUAUAUACAUAUUAUACAUAUAUACGUGUAUACAUAUAUAUAUAUAUUCAUGACGUUACAUUCUGGCCAUGAUUAGACUUCCUAUGGAGUAUAAUGAUGUGUGUCCUGUUGGAAUAUAAUAAUAUCUAAUUGAAUACGUCGUAGCGUAAUGAGACACCAGACGCUCUUCAAUCAACAUGUGUCAAUAACUCCAGGACGAAAAGAUUAUUUAUGACCCGUAAGUCGAUCCGUUAUUAACGCCAAGGGGACUUUAUGAGCAAAGGGGAGUUAAUUGGCGUCAACAUCGUCAGCCCUCGGCCCUUGUUUGGUAGAAUGUGCACGUAUAUCAAGACAAAACGAUAUUUAUAUGUUAUUGGGGGGGGGGGGCGCCACUGGGUCACACAGAAUACAUGGCGUACAAUCGUUAUUUGCGCAUUUUUUAAUUUAAAAAAAAAAUUGUUAAAAUUGUAUAAUUUCUACUUAGUUGUAAAAUUAUUUAUUGUUCGCCCUUCAAUGAAAACAUUUAAAGAACGAGAUCGCAGAGGAGCUAGUCUUUGAGGGACACAUUCAAUGAAGAGAUGGCAGGGGGUUAUGUCUUUGAGGGACACAUUCAAUGAAGAGAUGGCAGGGGGACAGGGCUGGUCUUUGAGGGACACAUUCAAUGAAGAGAUGGCAGGGGGACAGGGCUGGUCUUUGAGGGACACAUUCAAUGAAGAGAUGGCAGGGGGACCGGGCUGGUCUUUGAGGGACGCAUUCAAUGAGGAGACCCAAAUCAUGCUUAACACACCGUAUUAUUUGAUAUGAAGCUAUUUUUUAAAAUAAUUUUCCUGGGCCGCCUUAGAAAGUAUGGUAGAGUAAACUUCUAGAAAUUUCUUGUUUCGAACGUGGUUGACCGAAUUUAUCACAGCUCACUUCCAGGAAGGUGAAUUUCGCAGCAAUAGAAAAGUUCUUAGGAAAAUAAACAGACCCACAAAGGAUGAACAAGGAUAAAUAAUACGAACCAACCAGGAAUUGUAUACUAAAGACUUAUAUCAGGAGUUUAGUUAGUAUCAGAAAUAAAGAAAGGGUGGACUAAUGCUUGGCGGGACACUUAGAAGGAUUGGCGAAUGACAGAUGAGUGAAGAGCUCUAGGGUGCACCCCCAAAAACCCGGAGAAAAACGGAUCAAAGGCAGACCUAGGCAUAGAUGGAUGGAAGAUGUGGAAAAAAUAUCUACAGUAGCUAGGACUACAAGCAUGGAAAAGAAAAGCAUCGGGUAGGUCUAAAAAGAAGCAAGUGGUGAGGCAGGCCAAAGUCCUACAUGAGGUGUAGCAGCAAAGAGAUGAUGGAAGGAAAUGGUGAGGCAGGCCAAAGUCCUACAGGAGCUGUAACAGCAAAGGGGUGGAUGGAAGGAAAUGUUGAGGCAGGCCAAAGUCCUACAUGAGCUGUGGCAGCAAAGGGAUGAAUGGAAGGAAGUGGUGAGGCAGGCCGAAGCCGUAGAGCCACAGGGAUGGCAGACGAGUAUAACGGUGUCAGCUGGUCAUUGUGUCGUCUUUUCAAAUCUUGAGUGAUCCAUUUCCAACAAGUGGCCCAGCAUUACUUCCUUUUCACUACCAUGAACACGUGGCGGCCAAAGCUAUGAACCCUUAACAAACGCACGUACGAGCUCAAGACGCAAGAGUUUAGGCGCAUGCGUCAGUUCCAUCCACCAAACUAUAGACUGAGAUCGUUCUAUGGGGGGGGGGGGGGGGGGNUUCAAGGUUUUUUGCUGUUUUGUUCCGUCGUAUGAUGCAAUUUUUGCUGGAUGAGUCUGAAAAUAAAAUGUGCAAGGCCCCAGUAGGUAAAAAAAAAAAAAAAAAAAAAAUAAGAGUACAGUAUUUAGUUAUAUGGUGAGGUUGGACACAGUUAAUCUCUGCUAAAUAUGAAAUCAAUUAAUUCAUUUUAGAUGGAAUUUUGACGUUUUGAAUCGAACAAUAAAAUCUUUGGUCUUCACGCGUUUACUUCUUGUAAUACAUAAACUUUAGUACCCAAAAUUUCGAUAAUUAUGUGAAAUUAUUGACUCCGGCAUCAGAAAACAACAAAAACAAAAAAAAUACAAUCCAAUAUUUUUUAUGCAUAAACUUUUAAGGUUGCCAAACGUGCCAAACCAACGUCUCCAACUCUUGUCGCCAAAGUCCUCAUCCCAGAGUAUGAAGGCCGUGCCGUUGUGGACGAAAUUGAGGAGUCCCUGGCAAAGUGUCUGAGAGAGACCAGGCGACUUCGUGGCCCCAGUAAAGGCGAGAAUCACAAAGGUAAAGAUGGCGUCCAAUAAAUAUGUGUUUUUUUAUUUGUGCACACACGCACAAAAAUUGUCCCCCCCCCCCAAAAAAAAAACGCUUGAAGUCAUUUUUUUUAGUUAUAGGUGGCGACAAAAGGGGUGGGGAGAGGGGACCCCCAAGUUUUAAUAAGGAUAUUCCUAAACAAAGAAGAGUUCCGUGUUUAAAUUGUUCGUAUUUUUAAAGGGGUCGUUCGCAAAUUACGUCACGCUCGGGGGGGGGGGGGAAAUUUAUGACACGUGACGGGGGGGGGCGGGGAUUAAAAAUUUGUGGCGUCACUUUUUUCUUAAAUCUAAAAUUUUCUAAUUUUGAAAAAUCUUUUUCAAUUAAUUUUUAAAAAAAUAAUAAAUAAAUAAAUUUGAGGUCGAAAUUGCUUCAGGUAUUAUAGGUACCAUGAAACUCAGUCGUGCAGACCUUCUGCGCAUAGCGAAAAAUGACGCAAACACUUUUGCGGCCAUUUUACAUUCGACUUGUGGAUGACUUCGUUGUUUGGCGUCACAGUUUUCUAAUAAUACAUCAUAAUCCAUUAUGGGAAAAUGCUUAAGAAUAAAAUCUUAGUUCAGUUAUGAAAAUUGUAUGUAUGUUUGAUUUUUUUUUUGGUGUGACGUGACACGGGGGUGGGGGGUUGGGGGUAAAGAAUCUGUGACACUUUGAGGCGGGGGGGGGGGGGAGGAGAGGUCAUAAAAGGUCAAUUUGUGCGUGACGUUAUUUGCGGACAACCCCUAAGUAAAUGAGGUCGAUAGAUCUGUGUAACAGUAUGUUAGCAAAUACCAGUUAUCAUUCUUUUUAUCAUAUGAAGGCCUUGGAUAAAGACUCAAGUCAGCCGGUGUAUACUGUGUCUGCGUAACUAAAAAAUGACUAUAUUUUCAUGUCCACCUAAGCUGAUGGGUACAUCACUGAGAUUGGCAGACAGCUGGACCAGAUCGGGGCCUGUCAGGCAGCCGGCGGUGUGCCCCCCAGCUUUGAGAAGACGGAUGUGGCCAUCGGCCGGGUCAAAGGUCAAAUAGCCAAGGCCGCAGGCGAAGCAGAAGUCUUGGCCUUGCUUGAAAAUUAUCUCCUUCAGCUGAAGCUGGACCAAGAGACAUGCAUCGCAACUUUAGGUAAACACGGACUAUUGAAACACUGAUUACAAUAACUCCAGCAUUCAUUGAAACGCUGAUUGCAAUAACUCCGGCAUUCAUUGAAACACUGAUUGCAAUAACCCUGACAUUCAUUCAAACACUGAUUGCAAUAACCCUGACAUUCAUUGAAACAUUGAUUGCAAUAGCUCUGGCAUUCAUUGAAACACUGAUUGCAAUAACCCUGACAUUCAUUCAAACACUGAUUGCAAUAACCCUGACAUUCAUUGAAAAAUUGAUUGCAAUAGCUCUGGCAUUCAUUGAAACACUAAUUGCAAUAGCUCUGGCAUUCAUUGAAACACUGAUUGCAAUAACCCUGGCAUUCAUUGAAACAUUGAUUGCAAUAGCUCUGGCAUUCAUUGAAACACUGAUUGCAACAACCCUGACAUUCAUUGAAACACUGAUUGCAAUAACCCUGACAUUCAUUGAAACACUGAUUGCAAUAGCUCUGGCAUUCAUUGAGACACUGAUUGCAAUAACCCUGGCAUUCAUUGAAACACUGAUUGCAAUAACCCUGACAUUCAUUGAAACACUGAUUGCAAUAACCCUGACAUUCAUUGAAACACUGAUUGCAAUAGCUCUGGCAUUCAUUGAGACACUGAUUGCAAUAACCCUGGCAUUCAUUGAAACACUGAUUGCAAUAACCCUGGCAUUCAUUGAAACACUGAUUGCAAUAGCUCUGGCAUUCAUUGAAACACUGAUUCAAUGAAACAUUGAUUGCAAUAUCCCUGGCAUUCAACUAAACAUUGAUUGCAAUAACUCUGGCAUUCAUUGAGACACUGAUUGCAAUAACCCUGACAUUCAUUCAAACACUGAUUGCAAUAGCUCUGGCAUUCAUUGAAACACUGAUUGCAAUAACCCUGACAUUGAUUCAAACACUGAUUGCAAUAACCCUGACAUUCAUUGAAACACUGAUUGCAAUAGAUAUGGCAUUCAUUGAGACACUGAUUGCAAUAGCUCUGGCAUUCAUUGAAACACUGAUUGCAAUAACUCUGGCAUUCAUGGAAACACUGAUUGCAAUAACCCUGGCAUUCAUUGAAACACUGAUUGCAAUAACCCUGGCAUUCAUUGAAACACUCAUUGCAAUAACCCUGGCAUUCAUUGAAACACUGAUUGUAAUAGCUCUGGCAUUCAUUGAAACACUGAUUGCAAUAACCCUGGCAUUCAUUGAAACACUGAUUCAAUGAAAUAUUGAUUGCAAUAUCCCUGGCAUUCAAUUAAACAUUAAUUGCAAUAACUCUGGCAUUCAUUGAAACAUUGAUUGUAAUAUUCCCAAAAUUUAAGUAAUUACAUGUAUUCUUCAUUACAUAAAAUUGUUGGAUUGAAAAAUCUGCCAAUUGCAAUAUACUUUCAACACAUAAAAAUAAAGACAGAUUUUAAAAGAAUUUUUUUUUUUAAUAUAUCAGUAUUUUUAUAUACAGUAAAAUUAACUUGUACUAAAAAAAAAAAAAAAAAACAGGGUAUUGUUGUGUCUGAGUUACAUAUAUAUUAUAUAUUGCUCAUGGAGUGGAAAUGAUUUUGUGCCAAAGGAAUCAAAUAUGAUACAUUCAACUAAAGCCCCCUGCAUGAAACUUGACAUAACUCAAUGUGUAAAACUAAGUCAGCCUUCCAUUAUGCAGCUGAUGUGUUACUAAAUUAGCGUGGGGAGUAUUGAAAGUGGUUGCGUUAUUAAUGGCCAAUAGUAAUUGAAAACAGGAAUUAGAACAAAGGACUCUUAAUGACAAGGGGCAUAUCAGUUUGAAAAGUCUGGGAAAAUAACCCGACUGCCAGUCAUACAGAUUUCAAUUUGAGAUUUUAAUCGGAAUAUUUUUUAAUAAAUAUGUACAUAAUUAGAUAUUGCUACAUCAGUUCAAGGAGGUCUAUGACUGAGAUUUGCAUAUUCUCUGACAGAUAAGUUGACUUUUGUUAUGUAAAGUGCUAUGCAGGGUGCUUUAGUUAAAUAUAUCACAUAUACAGACAGACAAGUUAGAAAGACAGUUUUAAUUUCAACUACAACAAAAAAAACAAAACAAAAAACUAUAUAUUUUUUUUUUCAUUUUUAACUUUAGGGUUGCCUAAUCAACUAAACAGAGAACUGGACUAUCCACAGUCGCCUGCUACCAAGAAAUCUUAACCAGGUCUUGAGCUAAGUUAUUAGAAUGCAUUUGCACAAAAAUUUCUCUGUUUCUGAUAAGUAUAAUAUGUUAAUAAGUAUAAAUAUGUUAAGUUAGGAGGUAGCAGCAAACAAAACAUACAAAAAAAACUCUGUGG